UGACGUCGGAGCUGCGCGGCCGGAGAAGCGCGCGGCAGAAUACGUGCAGCUUGAACGCUGAAUGAGGCGGGCAAGAGCGAUGGCGGUGCGUCCCUGAGGCGACCAUGACGAAAUUAGCGCAGUGGCUUUGGGCACUGGCGCUCCUGGGCUCCGCCUGGGCGGCCCUGACCAUGGGAGCCCUGGGCCUGGAGCUGCCCUCGUCAUGUCGGGAGGUCCUGUGGCCACUGCCCGCCUACUUGCUGGUGUCCGCCGGCUGCUAUGCCCUGGGCACCGUGGGCUAUCGCGUGGCCACUUUUCAUGACUGCGAGGACGCCGCCCGCGAGUUGCAGAGCCAGAUAGAGGAGGCCCGAGCCGACUUAGCCCGCAGGGGGAUGCGCUUCUGACACCCUAACCCCAUUGGCGCCGGGACAGCCCUCCCUUCCAUCCCUCAUUAAAGUGCAAGUUUGCUUUCUAA
Molecule: messenger RNA, 454 nt
Organism: Hipposideros armiger (great roundleaf bat)
Lineage: Eukaryota; Metazoa; Chordata; Mammalia; Chiroptera; Hipposideridae
Gene: DPM3
Product: dolichyl-phosphate mannosyltransferase subunit 3, regulatory
Exons: 2
Coding region: 105-383 (92 amino acids)
Biological process (GO): GPI anchor biosynthetic process
Cellular component (GO): dolichol-phosphate-mannose synthase complex; endoplasmic reticulum membrane
Source: RefSeq, a predicted model, not a curated record